Messenger RNA from Salvia splendens (bonfire salvia), 1343 nucleotides. RefSeq lists its product as uncharacterized. Lineage: Eukaryota; Viridiplantae; Streptophyta; Magnoliopsida; Lamiales; Lamiaceae. The record is from RefSeq and is a predicted model, not a curated record. The coding region runs from base 41 to 1231 and encodes 396 amino acids. The transcript has 2 exons.
UAUCUCACAUUUCUUGGAUGUUGAAAGAGCUGGAAAAAACAUGGUGGAGAAGAAGCUGAAUUUCAACCAACCAAUAUUAUCUGCGAGAAAACACUCCCACAAGGUGACCUCACACAUAGUUGAUCAAAGGGAAGGCUUCCCAGUCAUACAUAGGCUUCCUCCUCACAGACCAGAGAACUCUGAUCAUGUGGGGAACCCGGUCUCUGUUCCCUUCCAGUGGGAACAAAUCCCGGGGCGGCCAAAGGAAGAGAUCCUAGCACAAUCUCAUGACUAUGCUAGGCCUUUCGUGUGGGAACAAAUCCCGGGGCGGCCAAAGGAAGAUAUACUAACACAAUCUCACGACUAUGCUAGGCCUUCUGUGUGGGAACAAAUCCCGGGGCAGUCAAAGGAAGAUAUCCUAGCACAAUCUUACAACUAUGCUAGGCCUUUCGUUUCCACAGAGCCUCCGUGCAGGGUGGAAGCUCUGCGAGAAACUAGUUCGGAUUCUGAUGCAAGUAGCGAACCAGUUGUAGGCGAAAUACACGAUUUAGGAGUCCGCCAACGAGAACACGAGAGAAGGAAAGUAGUGUAUCAAGAUAAGUCAAUAGUGCUCCACUGCAAGCCUAGUUUCAAGAGAGGAGGGAGUGGUCAGCAUGAGAAUGUGAUCAGAGUGUCUUGCUUGAUGCCUCGAGCUUUCCUGAAAAGUUCGGUCUGCAGCCUGAGCCCCGUUCCUGCAAUGAGCCGCGCCCACGUGAUGACAUUUCCUGGUAGCAGAAUGCUGUGUGAAUCUGCAGUGCCUGGCUCCUCAACAGACAGUGAGAAUGAGGUAACGAGUCGUGAGGCGAGGGGUUACCAACAACAGCACUGGCCGUUUCAUGUAGAGGCGCCACGCAAGAAGAGCCUCAGAACCUUGCGAGAACUACUGGAUGCUGAUGAUGCUGCAAGAAUUGUGGAGAACAGUGAGAGUUAUGUGAAGACAAGUGGUGAGAUGAAGAUGAAUGGAGAAUCAGCUUCAGAUUCAGAAUCAGACCAAGAUUCAAGCGGUGAAGAAGAUAUUCGGACUGCUGUUAACGAAGCAGCUGAGAAUGCAAGAAAGCGGCUACCAAGAGAGGGAGAUGCUCCUCCACCUCCACCACCACCGCUUCCGAAAUCUCCAUCAGAUUCUUGGCUUUCUCGCACUCUGUCGUUCACCUCUGUGAGGAAGACACGGAGCUCUGUUUUCACGUCUCGGUUAAGCAACAAGUACUACUAAAUACAGCAGCUGAUAUAUAGUGUGGAAGGCUAACAUUUGAACCACACUGUUAUAAUUUCCAUUUCUCUGAGGUAACUUCUAUGCUUAUUUCAGUGAUUUCCAGAUGUAAUUC